This is a messenger RNA of Micromonas commoda, 1110 nucleotides long. RefSeq lists its product with no specific name. The transcript has a single exon. The coding region runs from base 1 to 1110 and encodes 369 amino acids. The record is from RefSeq and is a predicted model, not a curated record. Lineage: Eukaryota; Viridiplantae; Chlorophyta; Mamiellophyceae; Mamiellales; Mamiellaceae.
AUGGGGGUGUGCUGCUCCUGCUGUCGCCGGAAGACGAUCGAGGAAGACGACGACGAGGACGACCUCGCGGCGACGACGGCGACCGCGGCGAAAGACGCCGACGCGAAGGACGUCAAGGUUGACAUCGACGCGGCGGUGUCGUCCCUGGACGCGGGCACCGUGGAGAUCGUGGUGGCGCGGCUUCGCACGGUGGACGCGCGCGCCAAGGCUUUCGAGGAGCGCGACCUCCCGCUGGUCCUGACGCUCUACUACCGGAGGAUGUCGCCUCACGCGGUGGAGGGCGGGCGCGGUGCCGACGGCACGUGGGUCAUCGUCGACAAGAAGGAGUGCCUACCGAACCGUCACGAGAAGGGCGCGAUGGUCGUCAACUUCCGCGAACGCGCGCUUCGCGAGCUCAGCAGGCACAAGGCACCGGUGUUCAAGCUCCCCGCCGCGUUCGAUCUGAACUGCCCGAUGCAGCUGGUGUGCAGAGACCCGGGCGGCGCGCUCGACUCGGACGAAGAUUCCGACGACGACGCGAACGGAUCGAGCUUCUCGGGCGGUACCCCCUCGAGGCCCACCACGCCCGCGGGAACCUCCGCGACCCGCGGGUCCACGCCGUUCAAGGACGGCGUGAACAGGCCGGUGGCGCGCAGGGAACGCGGCGGGAGGAGCGCGCCGAGGACCGUCGGUGAGCUCAAGUUCACGAUUCUCGACCUCGUGCGAAAAAAUAACCGCGAGUGGAAGACGGAGCUGACGACUACGGAUCGCGCCGGUCGCUUCGGGGACGUCGGAAUCAAGACCGCGGACGUCACGCUGCGGCUGACGCCGAAGGAAAUGACCAGGGGGUGGACCAAGCAGACCAAACCCCGCACGCCCAAGGAGCUCCUGUCGUUCGAGACGCUUCUGGAACAGCUCAAGGCGGAUGCGAAGAAGAAAUUGGAGGAGCGAGGUUUGGCAGGGACGAACACGAGCUGGGAUAAGGAGAAGCAGGAGAAGGAGGCCGCCUUGGCGCGCGGCGAGGACGGUCGAACGCAGCGGGGCUUGGCGGGAGCCAAGCGGACGAGGUACAACGGCGCGCAGAGGCACGGGACGCUCACGCGGCGCGAGAAUCAAUACGCGGCGCACUAA